CAUAUUCUGCCGGUCAGUGACUCAACUACGUGUAAUGGUGCGUUAGCGUUAGUUCAAGAUCCGUGAUUAUUCGUGCAAUUCAUGAAUAUAAAAUUCGAAUUGGACCGUAAAUUCACAGAUUGAAGGAUGUUCAAGUUUAUAAAGGCUAAAGGGCCUCAUCCCUCUGCAGAAAGGCAGAAGUUACAAAAGGACCUUUUCUGUUACAGAAGGACGCUCCAACACGGAUUCCCCCAUAAACCGACGGCAUUGGCAUGGGACCCGUCGCUCCGGCUUCUAUGCAUCGGGACCGCCACUGGAGCCGUCAAGGUCUUCGGACGUCCAGGGGUGGAGUUCUAUGGACAGCACCAAAAUCCUAUUCCCGUCACUCAGGUCGUUUUCCUCCCGAAUCAGGGUCGUGUGGUCACGUUAUGUGACGAUAACUCCCUUCAUUUGUGGGAGGUGAAUAAGAGUAGCUUGGUGGAAGUGAAGUGCCAAGCUCUGGAAGGGAAGUUGAAGAAGAUUUCGACUAUGUGUGUGGAAACAGCUGGGAAGCAUCUUCUGCUGGGUACAGAAGGUGGUAAUAUCUAUCUUCUGGAUUUGAGCAGUUUUACGAUGACACCUGAUAUAAUUUACCAAGAUGUAGUGAUGCAAAAUGUGCCUCAAGACUAUAAAUUAAAUCCGGGGGCAGUGGAAUCCAUCAUCGAGCAACCGGAGCACCCGAAUCACAUCCUGAUAGGCUAUAACAGAGGUCUAAUUGUGUUGUGGAAUCGCGACGACAAUACGUCAGUUAAGACUUUUGUUUCUAAUCAACAGUUGGAAUCACUGUGUUGGCAUGAAGAUGGAAAGUCUUUUACUAGUUCCCACAACGACGGUAGUUACAUGGCUUGGGAUCUGGACGAGAACAAACCUUCCAACGAGCCUGUAACAACUUAUGGCCCAUUUGCGUGCCGGGCAAUUCCAAAAAUCGUCAGAAGAGAACUAAACGGCAAACCCUUGAUCGUGUUUUCCGGUGGUCUUCCUCGGUCUUCUGGCAGCGACAAAUACACAGUGUCCGUUAUUCACGACGAGCAGCAUGUGGCCUUUGAUUUUACCAGCAAGGUCAUAGACUUUCUAGUCAUUGAUUCAAAAACAGAAGAAUUCGAUGACGAAGAGAAUACUGUGACAAAUGGGACAAGCAACAGUGAACCUGACGCUCUUGUUGUGUUAGCCGAAGAGGAACUCGUGUUAAUCGAUCUCCAGUGUAAAGAAUGGAAAAUGAUAAAUUUACCAUACUUGGUGUCACUGCACGCUUCGGCCGUCACGUGCAGUCAACAUGUUUCUGGUGUCUCGGAAGAACUUUGGGAACAACUCAAAGAAGCUGGCAAGGCCCAAACAAACAACAUCUACUCAAAUAGAUCGUGGCCGAUUGACGGAGGCAGACUAUUGUGUUCAAAAGGAAGUACUCCAAGGAGAGAGUUGCUUCUGACGGGUCAUGAAGAUGGGACUAUACGCUUCUGGGACGCGGGUGGAGUUACUCUAACCCCCAUCUACAAAUUUAGCACCGCUGUGUUCUUCACUGGCGACGAGUUGGAAGAGGCGGUUCCGGAUCCAGAAGAUGUCGACGAAGAUUGGCCACCGUUCCGUAAAAUCGGUGUUUUUGAUCCGUAUUCGGAUGAUCCCCGAUUAGCGGUCAAAAAAGUUGUUUUGUGUCCAUUGUCGGGAACGUUGGUUGUUGCUGGAACUGCCGGUCAUGUGGUGGUAUCGAAGUUCGAUACGGAAGUCCUGGACGGGGAAGUGAAAGUAACUACGAUGAACAUCGUAAGCGACAGAGAUGGGUUUAUUUGGAAAGGGCACAAUCAGUUGGCUCCUAAGCAAGGGGAAAUUCACCAAACUCGAGGAUUCCAAGCUUCUUCAGUUCUUCAACUUCACCCACCCGCGGCUGUCACGGCAUGUGUUCUUCAAGCUGACUGGGGUCUGGUAGCUGCUGGUACAGCUCACGGACUCGCACUCUUCGAUUAUAUAAAGAACAAACCUGUUAUGGUGAAGUGUACCUUAAACCCGAACGAUCUCACCGGUUCCGGCGACACCCCCAUAUCGAGACGGAAGUCUUUUAAGAAGUCUUUGAGGGAGUCGUUCCGGCGACUUCGAAAAGGCCGUUCGCAGCGUCGAGCCAACACGGAAACUGCAACCACACCAAAUUCUCCACCUUCACGCAAAACAGACGACGGCCAAUUCAGUCCCUUGGAAGCGAAACCCAUUGAGAGACAGGUAGAAGCGCGACCGGUCGACGAUUCGAUGAGUUCGUUCGUGAGAUGUCUGUAUUUCGCGAGGACAUUCCUUGUAAACGCCCAAAACACGAACCCGACGUUAUGGGCCGGUACAAACAACGGCACCGUUUACACCUUCACGAUAACGGUACCGUCGGCGUCGAAAAGAGAAACGGACGACGUUACCUGCCACAUUGCCAAGGAGAUCCAGUUGAAGCAUAGGGCGCCAGUGAUAGCUAUAGCAGUAUUGGACGGUUCCAACAGGCCACUCCCCGAACCCUUAGAAGUAGAAAAAGGCGUUGCGCCUCUUCCAGACACCACCCAACCGCACAGAGUGAUCAUAGCUUCCGAAGAGCAGUUCAAAAUUUUCACUUUGCCAGCGGUUAAAGCAUUUUGUAAAUUUAAGUUAACGGCUCAAGACGGCGCCAGAGUCAGAAGGAUGGCUUUCGCUACGUUUACCUGUAAGAAUCCAGACACGGAUGCUACACAUUCCGAAAUCGACCUUUUGUGCCUGACUAAUAUUGGAGACUGUUUGGUCUUCAGUAUACCCGAUCUGAAAAGACAAUUGAAUGCUGCGGCAAUUAAACGAGAAGACAUUAAUGGUAUAUCUUCUCUAGUGUUCACGAAAAGUGCCGAAGCGUUAUAUCUGCAUUCCUCCUCGGAAUUGCAGAGGCUAUCCUUGUCGGCAACGUCGGCGACGACAGCGAGAUGUUAUCUUCCACAACCAGUAGGCGAAAACGAAGAUGCAACAUCAGACGCUGGAUCGGAAGGCGAACGACAAGAAAACCAAAGCGAAGUUUUGGUCAACGGAAAUGCCGAAGGAACUGUCGAUGCCGACAAGACAGAAGAAGUGAGAGAGAAUGACGAAGAGACACUGCACAACGUGACGGUGUCCAGUAGUGUGGGUGACAUCACCAUAGACAGUGUCAAGGAUUACCUUGGCUCAGAGUAACAUACUAAUUACAUACGAAUGCUUUUGGAAAUGAACCGAUCAAAAGAUUGAUGGAUUAAAAUUGUUUUAAAAAGUAUAUAGAACCUGCUGCUCCGAUUUUAUUGUAAAAUAUUUUUUUGCAAACAAUAUACUACCGACAUGUACUGUAUAAUACUGUUGUUGUUUCAACUGUUUAAUAAAAACUGCGUAUUGUUUACAGAUGUAAUUUAACUACAAAGUUGUAAGUUAAAACAGAAAAAUAAAAUACUAGUAUUAAUAGCUUGGAAGAGACGAUUCUAUAUUUCGUACAAAAUGAUUUAGUUAAAUUUAUUUUUUUAUCAAAAACAAGCAUUUGUCUUGAUUGGUUCUAUCCAGAAAUAAUUAAAUGAAGUUUUUUUGAACUGGUAGCUUCAAGUGUUUGGUUAAUUCGCAUUACAAUGAGAAAGUUUUAUUUGGGACUGAUUUUUGUGAUUAUUUUGUGUGAUCAUAACGCAUUAAUAAAUAUUUCUGAUAUCUAAUCAUCCAUGUGGACUUUGAAUGAUGGUAAGAGUAAGUAUGUGCAGGUAAAUAAAAACACCAGUGAAAUUUUUUGGUCGUUCAUUAGUAAUAAAUAAUAUUUUGGAAUACCAGGAAGAAGAGAACAUUUUGGUGAAUGCGGUGUAUUUUCGCAAUGUAAAAAUCUGAAUCUAGUUGUUUCAAAAUAUUACGUUUUCUAUUGUUCAAAUAAAAAUUUCUUCUUCUUUUGUUUCUUGUUCACUUCCUUUUUUGUUAAGUGUGUUCUAUAUUUAAAUUUAUUGUGAUUUUUUAGUCUUAAUAGACACGCCGACGUAUUGAAAGAAGGAACAAAAAAUAGAGUAAGAUGCAGUAAUAAAAUACAGGGUGUGUUAUUUGAAAAAACUGAAAUGUCUAUAUUUGAGAAUUGGUAAGUUUUACAAUUUUUUUUUAUAAACACUGUCUAUUAAAAUUUGAUUUAAUUGAUAUCGCAAUAAAGGGCGUAACUCAGAUCUUAAAAAUAACAUCAAUGCGAUUUUUUUUGUUGGCCUUUGGAUUGCCAAAAAAUUUCAGAAAAUUGAAAUAACGUGGCAACCUCGCAUAGGAAUGUCAAAAAUGAACUAUUGUUAUUAUAAGGCUUAGGAAGAGGCUAAUGAAAAUAUAUAAAAAUAUAUAGGGUGUUCUCUUUAAUGCAACUAGGUUGUGUGCUAUGCCUCAAAAAGAAAACACUCUGUAAAGUCAAAAAUAAUUUUACCGUUGUGUUUAAUUAAAAUGAGAAUUAAAUUUUUUCAUUAUGUAAAUUGACGUUGUCAUUUAUUUGUCGAUUAGACAACUAUUAGGUUAACACAUUUUUGUCAAACUUAAUUUGAGCGUAACAGAUAAGCUAUUAAUUCGCAAAAUUGACAUUUCAAAGACAACCGUUCAAUUUUCUAACUUCUAAAAUUAAUUUUUUUGACAUUUCCCUUUUUUUGUUGAGCACAACUGUAUAGGGAACGUACAACUUUGGUCCCUAACUUUAACUCCUAAUUUAGUACUUAGUACAACAAUGAUCCAUAUACAGGAUAAUAAAAAAAAAGACAGAUAAACUCCAUGGUUCGUCAUUAAGAAGGCUUCAAACUUGAAGAAUUAACUUCGUGAUUAUGAUUUAUUUGAUAUGAACUCCAUGGCUAAUGAUGGUUAAAUAAUUAGUUAUUAAUAUUUUAUUAAAAAUUUUACUUUUGCUUUUUACUGUUGACGGUCAUUUUUGACAAUUUUAUGGGAAUUUUAGACUUCAUUAAAUUCACAUUAAAAGAUCAGAAUUACGAAGUGAAUUUUUCAACUUUGAAUUUCAAUAAUUUCAGUAAUAUGGUUCAGAGGUUUUUUCACCACGGUUUCUUCAAGUUCAGUAUUUCUUUUUCUGAUUUUUGAUAAAUUUUUUAAAUUUGAAAUAACGUAAUAACGUGAUAAAUUACGAAAAUAUUAGUAGAUUUCACGAAAUUAACAAAGUCUUGCGACGCUGCUAUUGAUAGUUCACGGGAACAUAAACGAGGCGCAUACGCAUAUUUGAAUUUUUACAACAUAUUUUAUGGUUUCUGUAUACAAUAUAAUUUUAGAAGUUUCUAAUGAUGUAAAGAUUUAAGGUCAAAUGAAAUAUGUACAUGAAAAAAUAUUUAAAAAAGUUGACUAAAAUAUAAUUAUAAAAGUAACAUCGUGUCUAAACUGAUUUGAAAUAUUUGAUAAAAUAAAAAAAUUGUUUAUUAAAGGUACUGUAAUAAUUAACUUUUUAUGUUUUAAAAUUAUCUUACACUGAAUCUGUUAUUGAGGAGUUAUACGUCAUAAUGAUAACAUUUAAUGCUAUAAAAUAUUCGUCUUUAUUGUUUUUAAUGUCGAUAUGAUGUGAUCAAAUUAUUAAACACUUGGUAUUGGUAUAAUAUUAAUGAAAAAUAAUAAUAAUAACUGAAGAUAUAUUUGUAAAUUACAUUUCUUUGUAGAAGCAGCCACACUUGAAGCUACCAUUGACAGUUAUUAGCUAUGUCUGUAUUAUACAGGGUGUCUCAGAAAUAAGUACAUUAAUUUUAAUCAGUUAUAGAGCUCAUUGAACUCAACAACUUUUUUUAGUAGAGUUUUGUCAAGAACUUUUUAAUUAUCAAGUUAAAAAUUGUUAAAGUUAUAUCCCAAUUAAGGUUACCCGCCCAUGGAUCCUUAGUCACCCAUGGACACUAAUAGUUAUUAUAAUUAAUAAUGUAUGGUCAAAAACAGUUACUAGGAUACGUAUUUUCCUAAUCGUGUCAAUGUGACAAACAUUUAGAGAGAAAUUGAAAAUACUGCUCCCUAAUGGCGUACGGAAUUUCAUCGGCCCAAAUGUGGGUGUUGAACACCUUCCCUCGUGUAACCGACCUCAUCAGUUGAUGGUAUAAGAGAUACAAAAUUUGCUUGUUCGUUUAUUUUUCUAUUAACCCACUUACAAAAGUUUUGCCUACGUGGUAAGUCUGUUAGUUUCAGUAACUGAACUUUCUGGUCCUGAAAGGGGUACAUUUGUUCUCUGAGUAUCUUCCAAAUACUACUCUCCGAUACAUCACACUAGAGAGUGAUACGUGCUAGUGCCCGGUCGAGCUUCGACACUCUUCAAAACAGCCUCUUCAAUAUUAGCAAUUCUAUUACUGCGUAACUUACCCCGAUCCUGAGGUGCAGGUUUACAAGAUCCGUACUCUCGAAAAUGCUGUAACGUUCUUAAAACUGCGCACAUUUGGCAGACGACGAUUUGGGAGGUUUUCUGAAAAAAUUCGUUGGGCGCGAGUGCCGUUUCCCCGAGAUUCACCGUACGUUAAAACGAUAUCGGUGCAUUCCAGAUUUGAAAACAAAGCCAUUUCAACACAUUUCGUCUAUAAAUUAGAAAUCUAU
Molecule: messenger RNA, 6528 nt
Organism: Zophobas morio
Lineage: Eukaryota; Metazoa; Arthropoda; Insecta; Coleoptera; Tenebrionidae
Gene: l(2)gl
Product: lethal(2) giant larvae protein homolog 1
Exons: 13
Coding region: 127-3177 (1016 amino acids)
Biological process (GO): cortical actin cytoskeleton organization; regulation of establishment or maintenance of cell polarity; regulation of Notch signaling pathway
Cellular component (GO): cytoplasm; cortical actin cytoskeleton; plasma membrane
Molecular function (GO): syntaxin binding; GTPase activator activity; myosin II binding
Source: RefSeq, a predicted model, not a curated record